This is a messenger RNA of Alternaria metachromatica, 1983 nucleotides long. RefSeq lists its product as uncharacterized. The transcript has a single exon. Gene Ontology annotation, molecular function: DNA binding; FAD binding. The record is from RefSeq and is a predicted model, not a curated record. Gene Ontology annotation, cellular component: nucleus; cytoplasm. Lineage: Eukaryota; Fungi; Ascomycota; Dothideomycetes; Pleosporales; Pleosporaceae. The coding region runs from base 1 to 1983 and encodes 660 amino acids. Gene Ontology annotation, biological process: circadian regulation of gene expression; entrainment of circadian clock by photoperiod.
AUGUCGAAACCACGAGUGAUCUACUGGUUCCGGACCGAUUUAAGACUCCACGAUUCUCCAGCUCUCAAAGCCGCAUUGGAUCUCAAGCCAGAAUGUCUCUACCCUAUAUGGACUUGGGAUCCGCAUUACGUUUACCGCGCUCGAGUAGGCCCCAAUCGCUGGCAGUAUCUCCUGGAUUGUCAAAACGAUCUCUCCAAGUCGAUAACCAAGCUCAACCCAAAGUCGAAACUCUUCCUUAUUCGUGAAGCACCGCAAACGUUGUUACCCAAGCUCUUCAAGGCAUGGAAGAUCACACAUCUGGUUUUCGAGAAAGAUACCGAUGCAUAUGCAAGAGAGCGGGAUGAUAAGGUGACUGAACUUGCAAAGAAAGCCGGGGUUGAAGUCAUCAUGAAGACCGGAAGAACCUUGUACGAUCCUGAUGAGCUGGUCAAACAUAACCAUGGAAAACCCACCAUGACCAUCAACCAGGUGCAGGCUGCAGGAAAGAAGAUUGGAUCGAUUCCAAGACCUAUCCCCGCUCCCAAGUCUCUGCCCGACCCAGGAAAGACGGAUCUGAAGUUUGAUCAGGAAAGACCAGAAAGCGAGCCAGACAUCAACGCGAUCCAAAGAGACGGCGAAGAAGCUUCGUACUCUGCUCUCGCAGGACCAAAAGGCGAUUUCGCAGUACCAACAAUGGAAGAGCUAGGCCUGAAGCCUGCGACAACCUCGCACCGGGGCGGCGAAACGGUAGCAUUGCAAGCCCUCGACAAAAUCAUAGCGGACACAGACUACACAGCAACAUUCGAGAAGCCGAAAACCGCCCCGACCGAUUUCGAGCCCCAGUCCACAACCCUCCUCUCCCCACACAUGCACUUCGGCUCCCUGAGCUGCCGACUCUUCUACUGGCGCGCCCAAGACGUGGUGGACAAGUACAAGGGGAAAGCUUCACAACCACCCACCAGUCUAACAGGUCAACUCCUCUUCCGCGACAUGUACUUUGGCGCACAAGCAGGGCUAGGAUACUCCUUCGGCCAAACAUACAACAACCCACACUGUCGCUUCAUACCCUGGCACCUACCCUCUAAAAUCGACACCAAAACCAAUCUCAUCACCGGCGAGUAUCUAGUCGACAACGCAGAAGCGGAAACACAUUUCCAGCGCUGGAAACACGGUCGAACGGGAUUCCCCUGGAUCGACGCGCUCAUGCGUCAACUUGCCCAGGAAGGCUGGAUCCAUCACCUUGGUCGUCACGCCGUCGCUUGCUUCCUCACGCGGGGUGGUUGUUACAUAGACUGGGAGCGCGGCGCCGAGGUCUUUGAAGAAUGGCUCAUUGACCAUGAAGCUGCGUGCAACAUCGGGAACUGGCAGUGGUUGUCUUGUACAGCGUUUUUCGCGCAGUUCUACCGAUGCUACUCGCCCAUUGCCUUUCCACAGAAAUGGGAUAAAGAGGGUGAGUUUGUGAGGAAGUACGUGCCUGAGCUGGCGAAGUUCGACAAAAAGUACAUCUACGAACCGUGGAAAGCGCCGAUUGCGGAUCAGAAGAAAUGGGGGUGUUUGGUCAAGGGGGAUGGGUCGGAGGAGGUGGGCGAAGGUAAGAUGAAAGUCUAUUCGAAGCCGAUGUUUGAUUUUGCGAAGAGGAGGGAGAUUUGUAUCCAGGGUAUGAAGAACGCGUAUCACGUUAAUCUGUACGGAAACUCACCGCAGGUUCUCGAUGGGACGUGGCGUAAGCUCUUUGAGGAUAACGCAGAGGGACCGACGGGAGGGACUAAAGGGCCGCCGGGCGCGAUGGUCAAAGAGGAGGACCAUGAAGACGCUGAUGGUCAUGAAGAGGAUACGCAUGUAGACGAGCCGCCGAGCCCAAAGCAAGCGAAGAAGAUGGCGGUAAGGAGUGAGAAGAAAGCGGGACAUAAAAGAGAAGCGAGUCAGGGCACGCUGGACGGGAUGGUGACGAGGAAAAAGAAGAAGGAUGGAGAAGUCUUUCCUAAUGACACACACUUCGGGUAG